AUGCGUUCGUAUUUAUUCCGGAGGCGACGAAAUUCUGAAACUGAGCCUUUACUUGGCGAACCUGGCCCCAGUAGAGUUCAACAAAAUGAGCAGACACAAGCAAACAGCGGGAUGGCGGAGAUUGGUGUGUCCCAGGCAGCGCUGGUGGAGCCCCGUGGCGAUACAGGCCGCAAGUUUCCACAGUAUAUUGCAGCCUUGACAGCUACCCUGGGGGCAUUAGCGGCCGGUUCAAUGCUCGGCUGGUCGUCGCCGGUCAUAUUCAAAAUAAUUCAGGCAAACAAUACCGACUACGACUUCGAGGUGAGCAGUUCCCAAGGUGACUGGAUAUCCUCGCUCAUCAACCUGGGCGCCGCGGCCGUCUGCUUUCCCAUCGGGCUCAUCAUGGACGUCCUGGGCCGAAAGAAGACCAUGCUCUGUCUCGUUUUGCCCUUCACAAUCGGGUGGCUGCUGAUUACGUUCGCCAGCAACGUGGGUAUGCUCAUGGCGGGGAGGUUCAUAACCGGUGUCGCCGGCGGGGCGUUCUGCGUCACCGCGCCGGCCUACACCAGCGAGAUAGCGCAGGACUCGAUUCGUGGCACCCUCGGCAGCUACUUCCAGCUGAUGAUCACAGUGGGAAUACUGUUCUCCUACAUAGUGGGCAGCUUCACCAGUGUGUUCGUCUUCAACAUACUGUGCACACUUAUACCUAUUAUUUUUGGAAUAGUCUUCUUCUUCAUGCCUGAAAGCCCCAACUUCCUGGUGGUGAAGGGCAGGAACGAAGACGCGAAAGCGGCUCUGGUCCGACUCCGCGGCACCAGCUACGACGUGGACGCAGAACUGAACACUUUGAUGGCCAAAGCGGAGGAGGCCAAAAACAACCCGGUCUCCUUCCUAUCCGCCAUCACCAAGAAGACCGCACUGAAGGCCAUAUUGAUCUGCUACGCCCUUAUGUUGUUCCAACAACUGUCUGGUAUCAACGCCGUGAUAUUCAACACGUCCACUAUCUUCGCAAGCGCCGGCGCCGCUAUACCGGCGGCCACGGCGACGAUAAUCAUCGGCGUGAUCCAGGUCGUCGCCACUUUCGUGUCCAGCUUGGUCGUGGAUAGACUGGGGAGGAGGGUGCUGCUUCUGUUCUCCGCUUUGGUCAUGUGCGUGUGCUCGACCGCUCUUGGAGUCUACUUCUUCAUGCAGGGCAUCCACGGCGCGGACUCGUCUAUCGUGCAGUCGAUCUCUUGGCUGCCGUUGCUCUCACUGUCGCUGUUCAUCAUCGCCUUCUCGUUGGGCUUCGGCCCCAUUCCAUGGAUGAUGGCCGGCGAGCUCUGCCUCAUUGACAUCAAGGCGUUCGUCGGCUCCACCGCUGGCACCUUCAACUGGCUGCUCAGUUUCACGGUCACCAGCACUUUCAACUCUUUGAACCAGUCCAUCGGACAGGGCCAGGUCUUCUGGAUGUUCGCCGGCAUCAUGUUAGUUGGCUUCAUAUUCAUCUUCUUCGUAAUACCGGAGACGAAGGGCAAAAGCGUAGAUGAAAUCCAGAUCAUGCUGGGAGCGGAGCCACAGGAGCAGAACGUUACCACGAAAAAA
This is a messenger RNA of Iphiclides podalirius (scarce swallowtail), 1560 nucleotides long. Lineage: Eukaryota; Metazoa; Arthropoda; Insecta; Lepidoptera; Papilionidae. The record is from the annotation of a GenBank genome assembly.